Messenger RNA from Paramacrobiotus metropolitanus, 795 nucleotides. RefSeq lists its product as uncharacterized. Bases 1 to 795 code for a protein of 264 amino acids. NCBI's taxonomy places the organism in Eukaryota, Metazoa, Tardigrada, Eutardigrada, Parachela, Macrobiotidae. The record is from RefSeq and is a predicted model, not a curated record. The transcript has 2 exons.
AUGGAAAAUUCUGACCGCCGUGAUUAUUUUGUGGUGGCACCCAUUUUCAAAUGUCUAAGCUCCUCGACAAAGUGCAUCAUCGUGGCUGAUCGCGGAUCCCCGCUGCGAACUAGCGAUAUCCAUAUUGUGCUGGACAUGAUCCACUAUGUUGCAGAACAAAAAGCCGGAUUGCGACUGCCGGCACUAUAUUUAGACGGGUUCCGCUGCAGUUUCCAGCUCGGUUUGAAUUUCGACUCAGAGAUAGAGCACGAUGACUGCGUGCAGCAUGGGCCCAAACCAGCGCCGCGCAAGUUCAACGUUCACGUCGAUAAAUAUAAUAUUAUCCGCCUGAUUGAUUUUAUCGCAGCAUGUCGGAGCCUUCCAUGCGACCGAAUUCGCCUGCAAAACUGCAUUGCUCACAUCGACCGUGUCAGCGGCUGGCCGGAUACUGAGCAGUCGCCAUUUAUAGUUAUUAGCUGCUUUUCUAUGGCGGGACUGGAGACAGCGAAUAAUCUGGAAGUCGCGGUGUGGGAUGCGUUGGAAGCCAGUUUGCCCUUGCCCACGUUAGAGCAGCGCCAAGCGCUGACGCGGUGGUUGGCUACGCUGGGCAAUGCGGUUGGCGAGGAUCUGCUUGCUCCUGCUGCAUGCAAGGUACUAUGUGCGACGCAGACAGCUGAUCCACGACCCACGCAGCACUAUCGUGGGACGAAGUGGUGCAUCGAAGGCCUGGGAAAUUUGCAGUUAGAGAAGCUGUCCCAUGUUGCUUUAAAUGCCCUCAUCCGACUGGCGGAUAUCGUCGCAGGACAAGCUGAAUGA